Laccaria bicolor S238N-H82 is the source of this 546-nucleotide messenger RNA. RefSeq lists its product as uncharacterized. The annotation marks the transcript as partial. The record is from RefSeq and is a predicted model, not a curated record. The transcript is spliced from 2 exons. Lineage: Eukaryota; Fungi; Basidiomycota; Agaricomycetes; Agaricales; Hydnangiaceae. Gene Ontology annotation, molecular function: GTPase activity; GTP binding. Gene Ontology annotation, cellular component: mitochondrion.
CUCGUAGCAGGUGGAGGCCUUGGCGGACUGGGAAACCCACAUUUUACAACGACCGACAAUCGUUCUCCCAAAUUCGCAACACGCGGGCAGGAGGGGGAGCGCAUCACAUUGUCGCUGGAGCUCAAACUUCUGGCUGAUGUUGGUCUGGUGGGGAUGCCCAACGCGGGUAAAAGCACACUACUCCGCGCUCUUACCGGCGGGAGAGCGAAGAGCGAAAUUGCUGGGUACGCUUUCACGACGUUGAACCCUAUCGUGGGUAUCACCAGGAUUCGUCAUGGCCACCACUUUGAUCUUUUUGAGUCCUUCCGCUUCACCAUUGCCGAUAAUCCAGGUCUCAUCUCGCGUGCGUCGGAAAACGUGGGUCUAGGCCACGCUUUCCUUCGGUCGAUGGAACGCUCUCUGGCUCUCGUUUAUGUUGUGGAUUUGUCUGCACCAAAUCCCUGGGAUGAACUCCGCGUUCUGUUUGAAGAGCUUGAGAAGUACCAACCUGGGAUGAGCUCGAAGGCACGGAUGGUGGUCGCCAAUAAAGCUGAUCUUUUGGCUGGA